AUGGUACCCAGGCGAACGCAUAAGAAGUCGCGCAAUGGAUGCGUGCAAUGCAAGCAGCGUAGGGUCAAGUGUGACGAGAAAGGGCCCAUUUGCCAUAAUUGCACAAAACGACAGUUACCAUGCAGCUUCAAAGACGCGCCUCCAGAGUCGCCAGUUGACUCGCUAUCUGAGAAGAGCGCUGAUGUUUCCUCCACGGCCCGGGAGAAUCAAGCUACCACUCGACGCUCAACCGUCUUGACAAUCAAUAAACGUCUAAUCACCCCGAACGAUGCCAACGCAAAACAGGUCCGGUCACUGGAACUGGGACUACUCCACCACUGGACCACCGUCACAUAUGCGACGCUCGCGCAGGACCGCUUCGAGCAUGGACCCAACAUAGAGUACAGACUCUGGCAAAUUGACGUUCCCAGAGAGGCCAUGAAGCAUGAAUACCUCCUGAACGCCAUCCUCGCCGUCGCCGCCCUCCAUGUGCUCUCCCUGCCUCCAGAAAAACAAUACGUCCCCGUCACCCUCGCCCACGCCAUCGAAUACCACACCGCAUCCUGCGCCACCCUGCGCUCCGAACUAGCCACCGUCAACGACAAGAACUGCCACGCCGUCUUCGCCUGCUCCAUCCUCAUGAUCCUCUCCGUGCUAGCCCUUCCGCCGCCCGCCGACGAGCGCACGGGCCAUACGUCCUCUCUAUCCGCAAUCUUCGCCUACACAGACAUCCUUACCGGCACCCGUGAUGUGCUCUACUCGCUGCAGGCGCAGCUCAUCGAGGGUCCCUUUCGCCGCAUGAUGGACUACUGGCAGACCCGCUUCGAGUUCCACGCGCGCCCGGACACUAAGGCUGCGAUUCAGAUCUUGCGCGGGCUGAAUCACGAGACACAUGUCGAGAACAACCCCAUCCAGUGCGCGACCAAUGCCAUGGCCAUUGACAUUCUCGAGACAUGCUUUGCCGAGCUGGACAAUCGUCCGGAUUUCGGGGUUAGUAUUGCUUGGCUUGGCAGUCUGGACGGGAGCGUGAUUGCGAAUUUGCAGCGGCAUGAGCCGGUCGCGCUGGCCAUGCUGAUUUGCUGGGGCGUCAUGUUGGAACAACCUAGUCCGAUGUGGUUCGUUCAUAGGCCCGGAAAAGCUCUUAUACAGGAGAUUCUCUCGCUGAAGCUACAUGAGGAGAAGAAGUGGACGUUGCUAGUCGCGUGGGCGAAGGACAGAGCAGGCAUGGAAACGUCUAGUAUUCCGGUGACAUGCGAAGCUUCAUAA
Pseudovirgaria hyperparasitica is the source of this 1245-nucleotide messenger RNA. RefSeq lists its product as uncharacterized. Gene Ontology annotation, biological process: regulation of transcription by RNA polymerase II. The record is from RefSeq and is a predicted model, not a curated record. Gene Ontology annotation, molecular function: zinc ion binding; DNA-binding transcription activator activity, RNA polymerase II-specific. NCBI's taxonomy places the organism in Eukaryota, Fungi, Ascomycota, Dothideomycetes, Acrospermales, Acrospermaceae. The coding region runs from base 1 to 1245 and encodes 414 amino acids. The transcript is spliced from 2 exons.